Messenger RNA from Mytilus californianus (California mussel), 647 nucleotides. Its product is annotated as solute carrier family 23 member 2-like. Lineage: Eukaryota; Metazoa; Mollusca; Bivalvia; Mytilida; Mytilidae. Gene Ontology annotation, cellular component: membrane. The record is from RefSeq and is a predicted model, not a curated record. Gene Ontology annotation, molecular function: transmembrane transporter activity. The transcript has 3 exons. Gene Ontology annotation, biological process: transmembrane transport. Bases 30 to 647 code for a protein of 205 amino acids.
UAUAAGUAUUACCUGACUUACAAGCUGCAAUGACACAGAAAGGUAAAGAGAAUCUUAUAAACGUAACAUCUCAAAUUUAUUUAUCAUGUAUUUGCAGAACGACAGCUAUAGGUAUCAUAUUAGCGGUAUAUCUAGGAGGAUGGGCCAUGCCAUUACCAGUAUGGUCUAGAUCACAAGGUUUUCACAUCAUAAGAUUCCCGUUACAACAAGUGUUAGCUAUUCUUCUGGCAAUGAUGAUUGGUUGGACAGUAUCUGGAAUCAUGACUAGUACCAAUUCUAUUUCGGAUGACCCGAACAGUGAACAGUAUAAAGCAAGAGCAGACUAUGGUAUUGGUACCAUCAAUAAAACACCAUGGUUCUAUGUCCCAUAUCCAGGUCAAUUUGGAUCAAUUGGUUUUGAUGGUGGUGUGUUUGUGGCAUUUUUUACUGCAACACUGACUUCAAUUAUAGACUCAAUAGCCGAUUACUACGCAUGUGCAAAAAUGUCUCAUGUUCCUCCACCACCACUCCAUGCAGUGAAUCGUGGGAUAGCAUUUGAGGGCUUCAUGAGUAUGAUAGCUGGAUUUUUUGGAGCAGGACAUGCUACAACAACAUAUGGUGGAAAUAUUGGUACCAUUGGAAUGACAAAGGUACGUAAGAUACUUUAA